AUGGCAAUUAUCUUAGUUACAUGUUGCAUAUUGCUUUAUGUUGUUGAGUGUGUUUCUCUUCCUCAGGCUGGGAUUAGUGUGCCACUGGAUGACAUAAAAGAAUGUUUCAAAUUUGUAUCUCUUGGUGAAAAACUCAAAGCAGUUGGUGUUAAGGAGGAACAUGAAAAGAGGACCUAUCCAAUGCCAAAAUCAGAUGGGAAGCGGUAUGCUGGAUUAUAUACAGAUGUACGUGCAAUGAUACAGCCUCCACUUAAGUCAGCAUUUCAGGAACUGAAAGAGGAGCUAGAGGAAAUAGCGCAUGCCAAAGGUCGUAGUGCUCCUACAAGUCACUACCUGCUGCCAAGUAGAGAUAUAUAUGAAAAGACUUACGGAAUCAGUACAAAAUCAGACAAUCUGCCGCAGUGGAAGUCCUGGAUAACAACAACUGUAAGAUUUAACUAUAAAGUUAAAUGAAUAUUUAAUCCAG
Messenger RNA from Schistocerca nitens (vagrant locust), 466 nucleotides. RefSeq lists its product as uncharacterized. The transcript has 4 exons. The coding region runs from base 1 to 453 and encodes 150 amino acids. Lineage: Eukaryota; Metazoa; Arthropoda; Insecta; Orthoptera; Acrididae. The record is from RefSeq and is a predicted model, not a curated record.